CUGCCUCUUUUUCUUCACAUAUCUCCAUUUACUUGCCUUUUCUCAUUCACCUUUUUCUUCUCCUUUCUCCUUUUCUAGUUCCCUUUUCGUGGUCUGAUUCUCUCCACUGUCGUUUUGUGGUCAUGAUUCCCGGUUUUUAUCAUUGUUACCUCAGCUCCCUCAGGUGGGGUAAUAGCCGCAGGUGUAGUGGUGAGGUGACGUCAUUAGCAGCGUAAUCGUGGUUCUUUUUUUCCUCUUUUUUGCUGCAUUUCUUUUUUUAUAUAACGGUUUUACUUUCAGGAUAUCUAACGCUAUAUUCUUGGCACUGACUCCGUAUUUUUUUUCUACAAAUAGCAUAGCUACUGAUACUAUUAAAUACAAGAACAAGACUGAGAAUAAUAGCAACAGUACUACUACAACUUCUACUCCUAAUUAUAAUGAUAAUAAUUACACAUCUCGCUUGCCGACAGAUACCAAAAAUGAUGAAGCAGGCGUUAAUAGUGGGCGUGGUUCUGCUGGGCCUCGCGAGCAGUUCGUGGGCGGAGACGGUGCACUCGACCGACAACGCCUUGUACGAGGGCGCCCUUGAACUCGCAAGAACCUCCACCGUCUACAGCUUCAACUUCAAGAACCUUGUUGUGUACAUGAUCAUAGCGUUCGUGCUCAUGGUGGGUCUCACGGGCAUCAGGACCGGCCUGGGCUUCAUCGGGCGCAGCGCAGAAGAGUCUUUCUUCGACAAGAGCGACUUGCUCUACCUGACGACGUACUUGGUGAGCGACGGCAUCGAGCGCUACGACUGCCUCAACCGCCUGGCCUGUCUGGAUGACCGGAAGGCCGAGCGGUUACUUACCACUUCCAAAAUGAUGAUCAACGGUGCCAAGUACCUCCAGCCGGUAUUUGGAUACUCGCUGGAAAAGUACGAAACGAUCUCAGACGGUGUUUUCGACGCUAUCAUGUUCCGCCAAGAGGGAGGUUCGUGUGACAGCCGAUACACGUGCCCCGCCAUGCCCAGCUUGUAAAACGAACUCUCCCUCACUCCUAGACGCCAGUUCCUCCUCAUUCGAACUUGGACAGGCCUUUUCCACGUCGGCUCGAAGCUCCAGGUCGCACAGGUGGCGACGGAGAUAUAUCCUCACGUAGCUGAGGUAUACUGUAGGUUUAGGAUAUAUCCUUCUAUUUCUUUUCUACACUUGAUGAUCACGUAGCACUAUUUCCACGUGUCACACCUUCAUGCACGUUUUGGCCAGUCUUUCUCCCAGUUUUGAACAUCUUUGUGUUUCAAAACUGUUAUAUUUAAGUUUCCUUUUUUACUGUAUCUCACCACCGCAACAUUUCCCCCCAUAUUCUCUUCGUGUGAGAUUUCCCAAUGCAUCCAUUUAGCCAUUUGCUCAGAUGUACAAAGUGUAAUUCCCUCCCGGUGUAAAAGACCUUUACUUUAUAUUGAGUCUUAUAAUCAUUUAUGUUUGUAUCGUUGAUGUAGUCCUUGUACUAAUGCAUCAUGGCCGCUGGUUCGUUCCUGGUGUAUUGGCAAGUCCGAAGCAUUAUGCAAUACCUCUUCUCAUGCCAGUAAUUCAUAUGUUCUGUAAGGAUCGAAUUCUCUUUGUUGUUGAUUUUUGUCGUUUUAUCAAUUUAUACAAGUGUACAUAUUUGUUAUAUUUAUUUAUCAACCUGAACAAAUAAAACACACAAUUCUG
Molecule: messenger RNA, 1673 nt
Organism: Penaeus monodon (black tiger shrimp)
Lineage: Eukaryota; Metazoa; Arthropoda; Malacostraca; Decapoda; Penaeidae
Exons: 3
Coding region: 417-998 (193 amino acids)
Source: RefSeq, a predicted model, not a curated record